GGUGAAGCAGACAAGUAGUGACAGGUUAAUUGCAAAUUUGGUCUUCCCAAUUUUCUCCCUUGGGCUAUGAGGAUUGAUAUUGAAUCCAAGAAUUUACACGACCAGUUUCACCAAAAGAACUUCGACGUCCAGCCACUGCGUCGCGGGAAACUUCAACUGAACGAGACUCCGUGGAUCCCAUCCCACAUUUACAUCAUAAAACCGUCUCACGUGGCUGUACUUUCCGAGGAAGUUAUAGCCAAUCAUAAUUUUCCACGUGGUACAUUGAACCAACACGUCAAGUUGUUUUCCGGAUCACGUCGCAAAUCGCAAUCCAACUGGACACAGGCAUUGGAUCUGGACACGGCCGAUCGCGCUGGCAACACAGGGGGGAGAGAAGUUUUCAGGUGGAGGCAGGAGGCUGGAGAGGAGAGGUGUAAUCGAGUUAGUUACUUCCACCCUCCGUAAUCGUCGUUUGUUUUCCUGUCAAUAUACCGGUUUAUGAUUUUAAACAGAAUUCUGGUGAUGAUUUUCAAACUUUUCCCGAUUUGGUUGCAGGGGAAUUUCAAAUAGAUUUUGCGGCGUGUGCAGCGGCAAAUCUCCUAUUUGUUCCUCUGACGAUUCUCCCUCCUCCCGGAGGAAGAAGACCAAGCGGUGACAGAUUUUAUUGGUAUUUGGUAGAGAAUGCAGUUGCAGGACAGGAAGCUGUCGUCUCGGCUGAAAAAACUCUGGACCGGAGUGGCUGCGCGCCUUUGGCUCCGUAAGAGCGGUAAGUCUCAAUUGCCUUGUUAUUAAACCUUUCACUCUCCGUCUAUCUACCGUCGCCGAGUUGAUUGCAUUAUUGUCGGGUAGAAAUUGAUGUAAUGCCUAAGUGAAAUCCUGAUUUCACGUUUGUUUUCUUGUGUUUUCAGUUUAAUAUUUUUCAAGUGAAACGAUGACUUGAUUGAUUCUGAUUUCUGAAAUUUGUUGUCCUCAUUAUCAAGAUUCAGUUAUCAGAUCUUUUGCACUUGCGACUGAAUUUACAGAUCUUUUUGUAUUGAUUAAUUUUAUGUGCAUUAUUUUAGGUGCCAUAUCAGAAUUUACAGAUCACUGCUCUUCCACAAACUUAUUUUUACCAUAAAUAACACUCUGAUCUGUUUGUUAAUAUAUAUAUGGGAUGAUUAGCUGAGAUUUUUAGCAGGCUUAACCGGAGCCUUAUAUUUUAAUUGAGAAUUCAUUGUUUCCUAUGAGAAGGAAGGUAGAAAUGCAACAGGGCUAACUACUGCCAUGGAGCCACUGGGGAAUCAUCUGUUAGUUGUUGUGGAUAGCAGUGGCACUGUAGUCUGUAUCUAUGUUGCUUUCAAAAAGAACAGCUAUUGGCUACAUAAACAUUUUACUGACCCUCAUUUCAAAGAAUGUUAGAUUUAGUUAGUUUUACCAUGUCCUGAAAUUACUUUCUGAUAAUGAAUAGGAAAGUUCAUU
Messenger RNA from Rubroshorea leprosula, 1440 nucleotides. NCBI's taxonomy places the organism in Eukaryota, Viridiplantae, Streptophyta, Magnoliopsida, Malvales, Dipterocarpaceae. The record is from the annotation of a GenBank genome assembly.